Messenger RNA from Oryza brachyantha (malo sina), 3453 nucleotides. RefSeq lists its product as uncharacterized. Gene Ontology annotation, molecular function: protein dimerization activity; DNA binding. NCBI's taxonomy places the organism in Eukaryota, Viridiplantae, Streptophyta, Magnoliopsida, Poales, Poaceae. The coding region runs from base 1101 to 3188 and encodes 695 amino acids. The record is from RefSeq and is a predicted model, not a curated record. The transcript has 5 exons.
UUCUCCUCUCCUCUCCUUGGAUCCCUCCAGCACACACGCUCUUCUCCUCGCGGCGGCGGCUACCGAAAAGCAAAGCUCCCAGACCAGGAGAGAGACGAUAAAAUCGGGGGGAGAAAGACGAGCAGGAGAGAAACCACUCGAGCGAGAUCCUCCUCUCCCCCUGCCGCCGCUCGCUCCCCAGCUUGCUCAGCGUUGGGCUCAGAUGUGGAUUUCGAGCGUAUGUCGGGAGGUGAAGGCGAAUUGAUGUGGAAUAAGAAUCAGAGUUUCCGACUUCAGAAUCGAUGGCAGCAGAAUGGGUGGAUUUUUUUUUAGUUCACUCAACUGAAGGAGCUGUAGCUCCUCCCACUUUAAGAUUAAUAAAGAUCAAGAAGAAGAUUGGGAUCAGUUGUGUGGAUGCUCACACACUGUGAUCUACUGCUUCUAGCAGCUGAAUUGCUUUAUUUGAUCUUUUUAACUCCUCAGUUUCUAAUUACAAUGCAUCGAGCUCCAAAAUGGUUAGGUUUCGCCAUAAGUAAAGUUCCAUUGGCAGGUCUUCAACUUAUUAGCCAUACCCAAAUUUGAAUUUUAGAAUUAAUUUAGAGUUUUUUUAUCAUUCUAUGUUCCAGCAUUAAUUUUUGGAACACCAAGAGUAGGAGAAUAAAAAGGCAUACGCUAAAAUUAUUUUUAGUUGCUUCAUUUAUUUCUUUUUGCCGGGAAAGCCCAGACCGGGCCUACCAAUUUCAUUAAGAUGGGAAGGCUUCAUUUAUUUCUCUCAGCUUAUAAGCCAUAGCUCAACCAAUGAGAUGUGUAAGCAGUAAUAAAUUGAGGCAAAUUUGUUAUGAUUUUCUCGCGAAUUAAAUCGUUGUUUUGUUAUGAAUUGUGCGCCACUUCUGUGGCUUUACUGUGUUGGGCUCAGAUGUGGAUUUCGAGCGUAUUAUGUCGGAAGGUGAAGGCAAAUUGAUGUGGAAUGAAAAUGGGGAAGAAUCAGAGCUUUUUUGCCCAUUGCUCCGUCAUCGAAGGAGCGAUAAUUUCGCUAGAGCCGCAUCACAUUCCCAACUUCAGAAUCGAUGGCAGCAGAAUAGAUAGUUAGUAAUAAGAAGUCAGCUUCUACUUCACCAUAAAUGCGGGAGAGAGAUGUCUGCUGGGAGUACUGUGACAAGAUGGACGGGAACAAGGUCAGGUGCAGGUUCUGCUAUAAGAUCCUAAAUGGUGGUAUAAGCAGACUCAAGUUUCAUCUAUCUCAAAUUUCGAGCAAAGGCGUCAACCCUUGCACCAAGGUGAAGCCGGAUGUCAUAGAAAAGGUGAAGGCUGUCAUAGCAGCGAAGGAAGAGCACAGAGAGUCACAGAUUCUCAAGAGGCAACGCGACACUGAAUUGUCGGUGCGUGACGUGCGUCCAAGAAGAAUACGUGACCUUCCCUCUCAGCCUCCAUCUCCAGAGCGAGCUACUUCUCCUGCUAUUACUUCAGCCUCUGACCACACCCAGUUCCUUGCAUUGGAAGUAUCUGCUCCAGCACAGAAACUAUCAGCUGCUGCAAACAAGGCAUGCUCAGCACCAGCAUCAGAAGCCGAACGAUGCAUAGCUGAAUUCUUUUUUGAGAAUAAGUUGGACUACAGUAUUGCAGACUCUGUUUCAUACCGGCAUAUGCUGGAGGCACUUGGUGGACAGGGAUUCCGAGGGCCAUCAGCUGAGGUUUUGAAGACAAAGUGGUUGCACAAGCUCAAGUCAGAGAUUUCGCAGAAAACCACAGAGAUUGAAAAGGAUUGGGCGACAACAGGCUGCACGAUAUUAGCUGAUUCUUGGACUGAUAAUAAAUCAAAAGCUCUCAUCAAUUUUUCUGUGUCAUCGCCAUUAGGGACAUUCUUCCUCAAAACAGUAGAUGCUUCUCCACACAUCAAAAGUCACCAGCUGUAUGAGCUUUUUGAUGAUGUGAUUCGGGAGGUUGGUCCAGAUCAUGUGGUGCAGAUAAUCACUGAUCGAAAUAUAAACUAUGGCAGUGUGGACAAGUUGAUUAUGCAGAACUACAACACCAUAUUUUGGUCUCCCUGUGCCUCCUCUUGUGUAAACUCAAUGUUGGAUGACUUCUCCAAGAUUGAUUGGGUGAACCGGUGCAUCUGUCAAGCCCAAACCAUAACACGAUUUAUCUACAACAACAAGUGGGUUCUUGAUCUUACGAGGAAGUGCAUAGCUGGGCAGGAGCUUGUUUAUUCAGGAAUUACAAAGAGUGUAUCAGAUUUUCUCACGCUGCAAUCAUUGUUGAGGCACAGACCAAAGCUGAAGCAAAUGUUUCAUAGCUCUGACUAUGCAUCUUCUUCAUAUGCAAAUAGGUCUUUAAGUAUUUCAUGUGUUGAGACCCUUGAUGACGAUGAGUUUUGGAGAGCAGUCGAGGAGAUAGCUGCUGUUUCUGAACCUCUAUUGAGGGUUAUGAGGGAUGUCUCAGGAGGCAAGGCUGCUAUUGGUUAUAUAUAUGAGUCUAUGACAAAGGUGAUGGAUUCUAUUAGAACAUACUACAUAAUGGAUGAAGGAAAAUGCAAGUCAUUUCUGGACAUCGUGGAGCAAAAGUGGCAGGUAGAAUUGCAUUCACCUCUUCAUUCAGCGGCUGCUUUUCUGAACCCAAGCAUCCAGUAUAAUCCAGAAGUCAAAUUUUUCACUAGUAUCAAGGAGGAGUUCUACAUUGUUCUGGAUAAGGUGCUUACAGUCCCUGACCAAAGGCAAGGUAUCACAGUGGAAUUGCAUGCUUUUCGAAAGGCGCAAGGGAUGUUUGGCUCUAACAUUGCUAAAGAGGCCCGUAACAACACCUCCCCAGGAAUGUGGUGGGAGCAAUAUGGUGAUUCAGCGCCGUCGUUACAACAUGCUGCCGUCAGAAUAGUCAGCCAGGUUUGCAGCACCCUGACCUUCCAAAGAGACUGGAGCAUAAUCCUUCGGAACCAUUCAGAGAAGCGCAACAAGCUGGACAAGGAGGCUCUGGCUGACCAAGCCUAUGUGCACUACAAUUUCACCCUCCACGCCGACUCCAAGACGAAGAAAGGGGACGGGGAUCCCAUCGCGCUGGAUGCCAUCGACAUGACCUCGCCAUGGGUGGAGGAUUCUGACAACCCAAACCUCGCCCAGUGGCUCGAAAGGUUCCCGUCUGCCCUGGAUGGUGACUUGAACACCAGGCAGUUUGGUGGCUCGAUCUUUGGCACCAAUGACACUCUGUUCGGCUUAUGAUAGCUUUCAGUCGAUCAGUUCCUCGUCCUCCGGCAAUGUGGUGCUUCUGAUGUACAAGUUUUCAAUGUAUGUAUCAUUUCGUCUCCAUAUAUCUUUGCUAGAGUAGAUUCUAGAUUUAGGAUCUGAUAUGAGAAAAUCAUAACCCGAGUAUAUGGACUAUGGAAAUUGGAGAUUAUUUCCGGCAAAAAGAAAUUGGAGAUCAUGAAACUGAAGGUUUUGGUAGACAUUUAGGCACAUUUAGGCCCUGUUUAGUUCCUAAAAAAUU